AUGGAGAGACGCACAUCGAGGGCUGAGGAGGACAGAGCAGAGAGGAGAGUGCGAUUCCGCGUCGCGUCAGCGCAUAGCGGUCGCGUCCUGAAGGAGGUGUUCAGAGAGGACGCGCUGGAGGACUCCGCUGAAACAGACACUACUGUCAGUUCAGAGCCGGAGCGCGCCAGCUCGCCCGUCUUCAGUGAGGCCAACAGCCAUCUGUGUGGCCUUGUCGGACUAGAACCGGACGACAGCGGCAGCGAACCGGACGAGCUGCUCAUGUACGCGAGUGCUGCGAAGAAUAAACAUUUCACUGGAAAACGCGUGAACAUCUUCAGUAAGAAUGGAACUGUACGGGGCGUGCGAGACAAAGUGAGCGCGGGACAGGUGUUAUUUAACAACCUCUCCAAAAUGUAUGGGGAAUCUCUUAUUUUGAACCAGCCAAAAAGACCACGAGACUUUGCCUGAAAUCGGCUACUGGAUGUCCUGCAGCAGAUCACGGGGUCACAAGGUGUUAACCUGGGAGAAUGUGCAACGGGAUUCAGUGUGCGUGGAAGCAAUGAACA
Myxocyprinus asiaticus (Chinese sucker) is the source of this 548-nucleotide messenger RNA. RefSeq names its product glutaredoxin and cysteine rich domain containing 1 b (gene grxcr1b). Lineage: Eukaryota; Metazoa; Chordata; Actinopteri; Cypriniformes; Catostomidae. The record is from RefSeq and is a predicted model, not a curated record. The transcript is spliced from 2 exons. Gene Ontology annotation, biological process: sensory perception of sound. The coding region runs from base 1 to 450 and encodes 149 amino acids.